AUCCAGAGUGGGCUUCUUACAAACUUGGAAUAUUCAUUUGUUUGAACUGCUCUGGAAUCCAUCGCAAUCUUCCUCAGAUCAGCAAGGUCAAAUCCCUUCGUCUUGACUUCUGGGAGAAUGAUCUUAUAGAGUUUAUGAAAAAGCACGGGAACCUCUGUGCCAAAGCUAAAUAUGAGGCAAAAGUCCCUCCUUACUAUUACAUCCCCCAGUUCUGUGAUUGCUUGGUUUUAAAAGAGCAAUGGAUUAGAGCUAAAUAUGAGCGUGAGGAAUUUGUUGCCACCCGAGUCUGCCAAGAUCCUUGUUCUGCAGGCAGCCGGGAAGGAUUCCUCUGGAAGCGUGGACGGGAAAGCAGGCACUUCCAUAAGAGACGAUUUCUCCUAUCAGCAAGGGAAGGAGUGAUGAAGUACUACAACAAAGAAUUCGGAGAUCCAAAAGCCAUUAUCAGCAUUGAGAAUCUGAAUGCAAUGUUCCAGACAGAUAAAAUCCAACAUGCUCAUGGGCUGCAGAUCACAUACAACACAGAGGGUCAAAGAAGGAACCUUUUUGUCUAUCAUGAAAGUGGAAAGGAGAUUGUUGACUGGUUCAAUGCCAUUCGGGCAGCACGUUACCAUUAUCUCAGAACAACCUUCCCCAAUGCCCCUGAGCCUGAGCUCAUACCCAGAAUCACAAGAAAUUAUAUCAAAGAGGGAUACAUGGAGAAAACGGGACCAAAACAGAAGGAGCCCUUUAAGGUGCGCUGGUUCUGCCUGGAUUCGCAAGAAAGGAACCUGAUGUACUUUAAAAAACCACUGGAUGCAUUUGCAAGGGGCCAGAUUUUAAUUGGAAGCAUGGAUGAGGGAUAUGAAGUGCGAGCUGGCAUGCCCCAGGGAGUCCGGGUGAAGAAGAAACCAGCAAUCACUGUGGUCACACCAAUGAGGGAGUUUGUGUUCAUAUGUGAGAACGAAAGGGAGCAGAGGGAGUGGAUGGAUGCCUUAAAUGGAGUCAUUGCCCAGCCUUUGACUGGUUAA
Molecule: messenger RNA, 1007 nt
Organism: Nestor notabilis (Kea)
Lineage: Eukaryota; Metazoa; Chordata; Aves; Psittaciformes; Psittacidae
Gene: ADAP2
Product: ArfGAP with dual PH domains 2
Exons: 9
Biological process (GO): positive regulation of GTPase activity
Cellular component (GO): plasma membrane; intracellular membrane-bounded organelle
Molecular function (GO): GTPase activator activity; phosphatidylinositol bisphosphate binding
Source: RefSeq, a predicted model, not a curated record